This is a messenger RNA of Colletotrichum navitas, 2735 nucleotides long. Its product is annotated as origin recognition complex subunit. The transcript has 7 exons. Lineage: Eukaryota; Fungi; Ascomycota; Sordariomycetes; Glomerellales; Glomerellaceae. Bases 129 to 2384 code for a protein of 751 amino acids. Gene Ontology annotation, cellular component: DNA replication preinitiation complex; nuclear origin of replication recognition complex; nuclear pre-replicative complex. Gene Ontology annotation, biological process: DNA replication initiation; DNA replication. The record is from RefSeq and is a predicted model, not a curated record. Gene Ontology annotation, molecular function: DNA replication origin binding.
CGCGCAUGUACUUUGUGAAUGUUGUCCGCCUGAUCUAGUAGCUAGGUUUCUGGUGUGAGUGCUGCCAAUUGGUUUCCGACACUGUGCAGAGAGGAUAUACACCGCCCCCCUCUGCACAGGUUACAUCCAUGUCGACACUGUAUCUGACUGUGCUCUGUACCUUCUGUGCAUGCGACGCGUGCCAGUCCCAAAAGCGCGACUCCUACUGCGACGACAUUCAGUAUCACAGCAGGACCGAAGUAACAACCCGCAAAAUGAGCGGCGAAGACAGCCAAGAGUCUCAAUUUAGACAAGAAGAUCACCAGGCAGCCUACAUCUUCCGACUCAAGGGCGAGGAAGCUGUAGCAGAUCGACCUACCAAACGUCGGCGUGUAUCCAAGAAUGCGGUGAUUGAAGAGGCCAAUGUCGCCGAUGCUUCGACUUUUGCACCGUUGCUGAAUGGGAGCGAGCUGGCUGAGUGCGUGAAGUUGCGCGAGAAGCUGUUCCGGACCAGUUGGGGCCGUCUCGAAUCUGAAAUCCAGAAAAUCCUGCGCGAUUCCAACUCGGCUACGUUGGACCAGGUAACGGCCUUUUUCCGGGAUCAACCUUGCCCUCAAAACAAGAUUUCCUCAGCCUUCAUCAUCACUGGACCCAAUAUUUCAUCCCAGGAUCUACUGUUUGAACAGCUAUCAGAAACCCUUGAGGAGAACACGCGAAGCAAAUUUGUACGCCUGAAGUCGUCCGAGGCCACCAACCUAAAGGCUGCUCUCAAAAAGAUCAUUGAGGAUGCCACCUCGCGGGGCUCUCUGGAUGACGAGGAUGUCGAGAUCUCACUCGGUCAAGAUGGGCGAAGGUAUUUGAACUACGACCUCGAAGGGCUUUAUGACUAUUCAAAGGCACAGCAGUGCGAUCACAUUUUUGUUGCGUUUCAAGACAGCGAAGGAUUUGAUAGCGCCCUCCUGUCUGACUUGAUUACACUCUUCGAUUCCUGGCGACCCAAGAUCCCGUUCACACUCCUGUUCGGCAUUGCGACGUCAGUAGAGCUACUUCAAGCUCGUCUACUCAAAUCUGCAUGCCAGCAUCUCUACGGCGCUCAGUUUGACGUUGUGCAAACCGAGGUCAUCUUGGAGCAAAUUUUCAAGGCGGCUAUUGCAGGAACCGAUGCCGCUCUCACCCUCGGCCAGACCUUGUUGCAAAGCCUGGUUGUCCGACAACAGGACCAGGUUGCGAGCAUCCAAUCAUUUGUGGCUUCAAUCAAGUAUGCAUAUAUGUGCCACUUUUAUGCUAACCCGUUGAGCCUGUUUUCGACGGAGGACGACGAGAUGAACAGCGAACUUGUGCAAAACGAACACCUCGAGGCUCUCCGAUCGCUCCCUUCGUUUCGGCACGAGGUCGAAAGCGCCGUCGAGGGCAAAGAUUUGAGAUUAGCGAGGUCUUUGUUGGAGGAUGACAACCUACUACGCGAAAAGAUUUUUGAUAUUCCAGAGAAGAAACGCGAAUGGGUGACUCGUCUCCUCCGCUCGCUUAAGCUUGUCCAGGCAAUGGGUGUUAGCCAAGAAGACUUUCUCUCGAUAUACAUGAAAGCGGUGGCCGAGGGCAUCAACCUUGCGACCGACGACUGGGACAUGAUUGAAAGCAUCAAGCGGAUGCAAGCGGAUGAGUUUGUCUCGAUGCUCCAACAUAUUCGUGAGACCAUAACUUGUGGAGAUGACCACUUAUGUCUCGCCGGAUGGGAGUCCGAGGCCGGGGACACGCCAUCUCUUGUACAGACCCUCCUCGACAGGUCAAAGGAGUUAGUAAGCAGGGCGCAAGAGGGUGGCACCACCUUGAGGAGCGCGUACAGUGGCCACAGCAGAGUUCUCCGUACCACUGUUGUUGCGCAAAAGGUGCAACUCAGCCACGAUUCGGCUGCGCUUUCCGAAGACGACAAAGCUUUUACCGAGAUCGUGGACCGUAUUGCGGAGCUUUUGCAAGACAUCAUACGCUGCGAGCCGGCUGCAAGUGUUUUCCUGCACGAGACAUGGCUAUACGAUUCCAAGACACCCUACCGCGACGUUUUCGUACCCCGUCCCCAGGAUGUCUUUGAGCGGAGCCUGAAGCGACCGCAGGACUACCUCGCGUGCGCGUGCUGCAGCACAGAAGAGGGCAUCUCGACCACAUUGCCCGUUACUUCGCUGCUGUAUCAUUUGUACUUGGAGACGGGCAACCUCAUCAACGUCGCGGACCUGUGGUCUGCAUUCUACGCCAUGGUGGGCGGCGGUGACGACGCAGAGAGCGAAGGGAACGCCGAUGAGCGGGCGGCUCUGGUCCUCUUCUAUCGGGGACUUGCCGAGCUAAAGGCUCUCGGCUUUGUGAAGGCGAGCAGAAAGAAGACGGACCACAUUGCCAAGAUCAAGUGGCUUUGAGAAGCUGAAAGAGCCGACGACAGCGCCUUGCAGCUGCGAAACGGGGCCAUGACGUGAGAACGCACGUCAAUCCUGCAAUUCCACAGGGGAAAGGUAUUGAGCGGAGCAAAAAUUCGAGGUCCAAUUUACAUAUAUAUAGAAAAAAAAAAAAUAGAAAAAAAAGCUUUUGUCAAGAAUAAGGAGGCGAAUUCUGCUCUUGAAUCAAUCAGUGAAUAUUGUGACUUUUCUAUGAUUGAGAUGUGCUAGGCGACGGGUCUGGGUACGGUGGGGGAGUACGCAGAUGUCUCUCUCGAGGAAUUUGUCAUUGACUCGGACGUGUUUAUGUCGAAAACGACAUUCUUCACGGCUGAU